Penaeus vannamei (Pacific white shrimp) is the source of this 958-nucleotide messenger RNA. Lineage: Eukaryota; Metazoa; Arthropoda; Malacostraca; Decapoda; Penaeidae. The record is from RefSeq and is a predicted model, not a curated record.
AUUUACAUUACCAUUGAUUUUUUAUGCUCCAAAAGAUCUCUACGGAUUAUUCAGUGAAGGCUGUCUGAUAUGUGGUGUUAAAUUUCUGCAUUAUAGAAGUAUUUUUGUCUACCAUUCAGCAGUUUAAUCUGCUUUUUUUAUACUGUGUUAUUAUCAGUUUUAUUAAUUAAUUAGCAUUGUUUUACAAAGAAUUUAUGAACUGAGUGUGAUUAAGAGUUGACAAAAUUACACUAUUAUGAAAAGUAAGAUAAAGCCUCCUCUACAGGUGGAGCAAGAGGCUAGCUAUCCAUGGACAGAUGGAAGAAGAACAGCAGGAGAAUGGCAGGGCCUCACCUCCUCGAGCAAGGUGCAUCAGUGUCCACACUGUGCCUACAGUACUACCGAUACUUACAAUUUUAGGAGGCACACCCUUAAACACACUGGGGAAAGACCCUUUUCCUGUCCCCAUUGUUCCUAUAGUGCUUCAAGAAAGGAGCUUCUCAAAGAUCACAUUAAUCUACACACUGGGGAAAAACCUUAUAGCUGUUCCCAUUGUUCUUACACUGCUUCCCAGAGGAGUUCUCUAAAUGUUCACUUGAGAAGGCAUGCGUCUGAGAUGAGGUUCAUGUGUCCAUAUUGCCCGUUUCAGUCAACACAAAAGGUUUCUUUGAAAGUGCACAUGUUAAAUCAUGUCACAAAAGAUACUCCAAUAUGAAAGUCUUAAUUAAGUAUUGAUCAGAUUUAGAUAGCUAAUUGAAAUUUCAAAUGCAAAAGUUGUAAAUAAGUGAUGGCCAUUUUUGGAUAUAUGUAUAUAUGUGUGCGUGUGUGAAUGUACACAGUCCUUUCAUUCUCUGUUAAAUUCAUUACAUUUCAUUAAUCUGCGGCUAGUCCCACAAAAUAUAUUAUACUACUUUGUAAAUAUUUUCUACUGUAAGAACUGUAGGUGUUUUGUAGUAUUAAUAAUAAAGAUGUUAUGUAA